AUGUACACUAAGAGAGCAAGGAGACAGGGCAAUUUGGGUCUAUUGAGAUUUAUCUUGAGUUUUACCCUCCUUCCGUCUUUGUCUCCCUUGCUGCUGCUGCUGCCGGCGCUGCUGGCGCCCACAGCCGCCUGGGCCUUUCUGGAUCCUUCCGGUGUGUCUGGGGGCGCCCUGUUGCCGCCGCAGCAGCUGCUGCAGUUCCACAGUCCGUCUUUUUCCACCCCCUCGCUUACCCCUCUCUCUGUAAUCCCCAGUGCCACAUCGAAGCAGCAGCUGCCUGCCGUCGGCUUGAGCUGCCGCCUCAGCCGCGCUCAGCCCGACGGGAUCGAGUGCAGGGAGCUUCUCCGCCCGCUGCAGACCCGCCCGGGACGCACCGCUUCUCACAUCCCGCAGACAGCAGAAGCAGCAGCAGUGAAAUCCGCAACGGCUGCAGCAGCAGCAACAGCGAACACACAACACAUGGUGCCACCAACAGCUCCGGGGCUCUCGUCGCCCCUGACGGGGCCUCAAAAGGCCCAAGUGGAGGAAGUGGCGAGGCAGAGCGGCCCUUGGAUGAGAGAUAGUGACCCGCUGGCUGCCUACGUGCAGAUGCAUGGCGGGAAACGGCCCAUCCGUCGCAUUUUGAUUGCAAACAAUGGAAUGGCAGCAACGAAGGCAAUCGCCUCUAUGCGUCAGUGGACUUUCGAGACCUUCGGAGACGCAAAUCUGUUGACAUUUGUGGUUAUGGCCACCCCUGAGGACUUGGAGGCUAACAGUGAGUUCCUGAAGAAGGCAGAUGCUAUCGUUCCUGUUCCCGGCGGACCCAGCCGAGAGAACUACGGCAAUGUGUCUCUUAUUUGCGAGACAGCGGUCAAGCAAAAGGUGGACGCGGUGUGGCCUGGCUGGGGUCACGCGUCUGAGAAUCCGGAGCUGCCCACGCGUCUAGCUGAAUUGGGUAUUUGUUUUAUGGGCCCCAAUGCAAAAGUGAUGGCAGCGCUUGGAGACAAAAUUGCGGCCAACAUCUUGGCCCAGACGGCCAACGUGCCUUCUAUUCCCUGGAGUGGUGACGGCCUAAAGGCGCAACUCAAUGAAGAAGGGUCAAUUCCGGAAGAGGUCUUUAAGGCUGCCACGAUUUCCACAUUGGAGGAGUGCCGCGCUGCUGCGGACCGCGUGGGGUAUCCGCUGCUGCUGAAGGCAUCUGGGGGCGGCGGCGGCAAAGGUAUUCGUCUUUGCUACAAGCCGGAGGAGCUGGAAUCGGCUCUGUCUCAGGUGAAGGCUGAGGUUGUGGGGUCACCUGUGUUCCUCAUGCAGCUGUGCGAGAGGGCAAGACACAUUGAAGUCCAGAUCGUAGGAGAUUCAUUCGGAAACGCUGUGGCUCUCUCGGGCAGAGACUGCUCCACGCAAAGGCGAUUCCAGAAAAUAUUUGAAGAGGCACCGCCCACAGUUGUCCGGCCUGAGACGUUCAAGGAGAUGGAACGUGCAGCCCAGCGCCUGACGCAGUCACUUGGCUACGAGGGCGUGGGCACAGUUGAGUACUUGUUUAACCCAGCAACGGAUUCCUUCUAUUUCUUAGAGUUGAAUCCCAGGCUGCAGGUGGAGCACCCGGUGACUGAGGCGGUCACGGGCCAGAACUUGCCCGCCCUGCAGCUACAGGUUGCCAUGGGUAUUCCCCUUAACAGAAUCCCUAGCAUCAGAUCCUUCUUCGGCAGAGACCCCACGGGCACUGACAAGAUCGACUUCCUUAAAGAAGACUACAUGCCACUUAAGAUGCAUUGCAUUGCGGCCCGUGUGACGGCAGAAAACCCGAGCGACGGCUUCCGGCCUACGAGCGGCCGGGUGCAUUCGCUGAGUUUCAAUCCACCGGAGAAGGUGUGGGGCUACUUCUGUGUGGGGACAAAAGGAGCCUUGCAUGCUUACGCAGACUCCCAGUUUGGACACGUGUUUGCUGGAGGAUCCACGAGGAAUGAAGCAAGGAAACGGCUGAUUUGGGGUCUGCAGCAGCUGCAGAUUAAAGGGGAUAUAAGAACACCCAUUAACUUCUUGCAGGUGCUGCUGCAACAGCCAGCGUUUGUCAAUCAUACCCUCAAUACGGAGUGGCUCGAUGGUAUCAUCAAGGCCAAACAGCUGCUGCCUUCACCCAAGGCCGAUGAUGUCGUGUUUGCCUCCGCUGCCUUCAGAGCCAUUCAGGCAUUGGAGAAACAGAAGGCGUCUUGGCUGUCUACUGCUGCUCGAGGCCACACAUAUUUGCCACCUGUGGGGCCGCUGCUGUCAGUGGAAGUACCGAUAGCGUGGGAUGGCCAGUUGUACAAGUUGAACUUCACAAGGACUUCCCCAUCGGCCUUGGGAUUUUCAAUCAACAAACAAAAGGGAGAGGUGCAGUAUAGACAACAGUCGGAUGGCUCUUAUCUGUUGUCCAUAUAUUCCGACCCCCCGCAAGAGCAGCAGUCGGAUCAACAGUUGCAACAGAUGCAGCAGCCGCAGGAGCUGCAGCACGGGGUUCACCCGCGACUGCUGCGUUUCAGCGCCACUGAGGAGCCCCUCGGUCUUCGGCUGGAGCUGGGGGACAAUUCUCUGAUGGUUUUAGACCAGAGGGAUCCCUCGGAGAUGCGCUCAGAUGUCAAUGGUCGCCUUGUCAGAUAUCUUGUUGGGGACGGGGAACAUGUUAAGAAAGGACAGCCGUUUGCCGAGGUCGAGGCCAUGAAGAUGAUCCUCACACUGACGGCUGGCGAAAGUGGGGAGCUGAUACAUCGCAAGAGCGCAGGGUCACUGAUUCAGCAGGGAGAGCUGCUGGCCUCCCUGCGUCUAGAGGAUCCUUCGAAGGUGGUUCGUUUGACGCCAUUUGAGGGCUCGCUUGACUUGACAGCUGCUGCUGCAACUCCGGGGGAGGCAGAAGAAGAGACAGCUGAAAACACAGCGAGCCCACCGGCCUCUCCCUCUGCCCUCCAGCUUUCGCCAGAAGCAGCAGCUAAGGAAGUUGCUGCUGCUGCGGAGGCUCGGCUUGAGCUGUUGCUCAGCGGCUUCGUGCAGCAACAAACAGCGCAGCAACUGCUGAACUCGCUGCUCUCGGGCCCCUGCGGAGACUCGCCGCUUGCUUUGGCUGCCUUCACAGAGAAGUGCCUCACGCGCUUCUUGGAGACAGAGGAAUUGUUUGCAGGGAGGGGAAAUGCAGAUGCAGCAGCCGCAGUUGCUGCUGCUACUACAGACACUGAGGGACAGUUUAGGGUGUACGUGUCCCACUACGCCCUCAAACAGAAGACGGAAAUGCUCCUACUACUUCUGAAGGAAUUGGCAGGAAGGCUGACUGCUUCUGGAACCUCCGGUUUCGACUCUUCCAGACUUGAAGGCCUCUUGCGUCGUGUGGGGUCUUUGCGGGGUGUCGCCUACAAUGUCCUUGCCUUGGCGUCUCAGCGACUGCUGAAACAGCUGCUCCUUCCCUCUGUGGCGGAGCGUGUUGAGACGCUGCGUACGCAGCUGCAGCAGCUGCAGAACUUGCAGCAGCAGCAGCAACAGCAACAAUUGCGGGACGAGCUGUUGCAGCUGCCUGAAGAGCUUGGAGGCUAUGGGCUUCUAGCUCACUUGUUCAGAGAUUCCAGUGUUGGCCUUUCAGCUAAGGAAGUGAUGCUGAGGAGGCAGUUGUUGGGACUUGAGGUCCAGUUACAACAGCAGCAGCAGCAGGGUGUCAUCCCGUUCACUUGGAAAGACAUGCUCCACGAGGGCCCUGCGGCGACAGUAAACGCGGGCAUCUUUGCUGCUGUCUCGGGCAUGGAAGACUUGCAGCAGCAGGUGGGGGUGCUGCUGCAGCAACUAGGACAGCAGCAAAAGGCACUCAGUGAAGAGACCAAGGGCGUUUUGCUGCUCAGUUUGCCGGUGGCAACUGCAGAAACAGCGGGAGCUGCUGAAGUUGCAGAUGCAGCAGCUGCGGCUGCAGCAGCAGCUGCUGCAAACUCACCAGACGCUGCAGCAGCACUGAAGAGGCUCCACAGUCUCCGCUUGCUGCUGCCGAGGACAAAUGGAGACGCGCAGCAGGUUACUCUUGUCCCACAGCAGGACCUGCAGUUGCAGGAAGACCCUUUACAACGGGGCCUUUCACUGUCCCAGUUUGUCUUUGGAGAAAUAGAGAUGAUGAGGGGUAAGGGGACUGUGCGACGGUUGCCGUCCGCUGCGGCUGCUGCUGCAGUGCCCCCCGCAGUAUCGACGGAUCUGUUGCUGCACGCUGUCUCCCCGAAGCCGCCGACACCUCCAACUGGUGCUGCAGCGCCUCUGCGUACCCCAGCGCUGCGGGAGACAGUGUACAUACACCGCAUUAUUCCUAAGGCUGAUAUGCUGCUGCAAGGGGAGGGCCUGCAGCAGUUGCUUCAGCACUUGCUGCAGCAGUUGGAGGCAGCCUUCAGGGAUCCUCACGUCCACCCCACAAGCAGCAGCACAGUUGUGCUGCAGCUCCUACAGCCAGAGCCCGAAGAGAGACAGGCAGCGCUGCAGAAGGCUCUCUUCGAGGCAGUCCACACUCUCAAGGCCGAGCAAGGCGAACGGGUGCUGCGGCUGAAUGUGGAAAAGGUGGAGCUGCGGGUGCCUUUAGCAGCAGGUAGGGCGACAGAGGCAGCAAGCGCUGCCAGUGCUGCUGCUUCCCAACAGCAGCAGCAAAUUAUCAGGGCUUCCAGCAGGGGAGGCUGCUGGCUUGAGCCGGAGGAGCUGUCCGUGCCUGGCGCUGUGGCGGAAUACGACGGCGAGUGUGAGUUGCACUCAUCCGCUACGGCGACUUUGAGGCAGCAGACGCAGCCAAAGAAGCAGGUUUUGGGGGCUGAGACCUCAACAGCAGACAGCUCUGCUGCUCCAUCUCCGCUCCUGUCAGAGUUAUCUACCCCGGAAAGCGCUUCCUUUAAAGAAGGGGAGCAGAUGGCGAGUCGGUCUUCAGCAGGCGAUAGCAUGGAGUUCGCUGCCAGUAUCCAAAGCAGCACCUGCAGCAGCGACCGUCUGCCAUUUUCUUGGGGUCGAGGGGGAACUGCUGCUGCUGCAGCUGAGGCGGAGAGGACGGCGCCUCUUGUCCCGCUAAAGGGCGUCAGCGAGGCACAGCUAGCAGCCAAGAGGGCAGCAGCACAACGCGCCGGGAGCACGUAUAUCUACGACUUCCUGGGCUUUAUAAAGACUGAGCUGCAGCAGCAGUGGAGACGCAGCCAACAAAAACUUGAAAAUGCCGGGGACAGCCGGAAGCUUAAAGUGCCGCACAAACUCAUGGAGACGCGGGAGUUUCACAUGGGCCCCGAUGGGAAGCUACAGCUGCAUCGGAAUUGGCAGGUGGGAGACAAUAAAGUGGGCAUGGUAGCAUUUUUGCUGCUACUGCGGACUCCUGAGUAUCCGCAAGGUCGUGAGGUGGUGGUGAUCGGCAAUGACGUGACCUACCAAGGGGGUUCCUUCGGGGUAGAGGAGCACGAGGUGUACAGGCAAGCCUCGGCCUUCGCUCGCAAGCACAAGAUUCCCCGUAUCUACAUAGCGUGCAACAGUGGUGCUCGCAUUGGGGUCUACGAGCAGCUCAAGGAGAAGCUUCAUGUGGAAUGGACCGACCCAGAAAACCCUGCAUUAGGCUUCAAGCACCUGUACAUCACAGAGAAAGACAUGCGCGAAUUGCCUCCAGGCGCCGUUGUGGGCCACUGGAUUCCCACUCCUGCGGGAGCAGAAAGUGAUAUAGGCGACCGUGUAUUUGUUCUCGAUGCCGUUGUGGGGUCUGAGGGACAACACUUGGGAGUGGAGAACCUGCGGGGCUCCGGGAAAAUAGCGGGAGAAACAAGCCUGGCCUAUGAUGAGGUAUUCACUCUGUCUCUUGUCUCUGGGCGCUCUGUGGGUAUUGGCGCCUACGUCGUGCGCCUGGCCCAGCGCUGUAUACAGCAGAAGACCUCGCCCUUGGUGCUAACUGGUUACCAGGCGUUGAACAAGCUACUGGGCAGAGAAGUCUACGUGUCCCAGGACCAGCUUGGGGGCCCCGAAGUCAUGUUGCCUAACGGCAUAGCGCAUUUAGAGGUUGCCAAUGACAAAGCAGGCAUUGCAGAGGUCAUGCGCUGGCUCGAAUUUGUCCCUCCCACCGCGGACGCCACUCACACACCCCAUCUUGAGACAGAUCCCGUCAACCGCGACAUAGAAUUCACCCCGACAUCCACUCCAUACGACCCCAGGCACAUGCUUGCAGGCCAUGAGGUCCCUGCCACUCCGCCCAGUUCCCCUCUCGAGUCAGACGCCGAGGGAGCUGCUGAGGUACCGCAGCAGCAGCACAAAAAGCAUCAGCGGCGGUGGGUGUCUGGGUUCUGUGACAGAGGCAGCUUUAAGGAAGUGCAGGGGCCUUGGGGUGCAGGCGUCGUUGUGGGCAGAGCCAGACUGGGUGGACAGCCAAUUGGUGUCAUUGCGGUUGACCCCAGAACAACCACAGCAGUUGCCCCUGCAGAUCCAGCCAAUGCAGACAGCGCGAGGGUAGAAAUUCCUCAGGCUGGACAGGUGUGGUUCCCUUCUAGCGCGUACAAAACGGCGCAGGCAAUAGCGGAUUUCAACAGAGGCGAAAACCUGCCGCUGAUAAUAUUCGCAAAUUGGAGAGGCUUCUCUGGGGGCACUCGAGACAUGUUCAAUGAGGUAUUGAAGUUUGGCUCCAUGAUUGUGGACGCUCUCCGAGUGUACAAACACCCUGUGUUCGUCUAUAUUCCGCCACACGCCGAGCUCAGAGGGGGAUCUUGGGUGGUCAUCGAUCCCACCAUCAACGCUUCCCAAAUGGAGCUCUAUGCAGAUGAGCUAGCCAGAGGAGGUGUCCUGGAGCCUCCUGGCAUCUGUGAAAUCAAAUUCAGAGAAGCUGAAAGGAGAAAACUCAUGCACAAGAAUGAUAACACGCUCAAACAAUGGCAAGCAGACCUUGCUACAGCCGCCACGCCAAAAGAGGCAGAGAAGAUCAAGCAGAACAUAAAAAAGAGAGAGGAUCAGCUGAUGCCAGUGUACACACAGGUGGCUCACGUUUACGCCGAUCUUCAUGACAGGGCCCCCCGCAUGGCGGCUCGCGGUGGCGUCCGAAGGAUUUUGAGUUGGCCCAAGGCCCGCGAAUUCUUCUACUGGAGAGUCCGCAGGAGGCUGGCGUCCAACAAUGCUGUCAAAAAGUUAAUGGCAGCGGACCCGGCCCUAACAUGGGAUGAUGCCCUUCAUCUCCUUACAACCGAGAUUCCGCAGACGGCUGACUCAGUAGACGACAAGGAGGCAGUGGCGUUCUUUGAGAGCAGCGAAGGCUGUGAGAAGCUGGGGGCUCUGCUGCGCCGCACGGAGGCAGCAAGCUCCCGGCGGGAGCUGCUGCAGCUGGUCAGCCGCCUCUCAGCAGCAGAGAAGAAAGAUGUACUGUCGGAAGUCCAGAGUCUUUUAUCCAAAUGA
Molecule: messenger RNA, 7365 nt
Organism: Eimeria tenella
Lineage: Eukaryota; Apicomplexa; Conoidasida; Eucoccidiorida; Eimeriidae
Product: acetyl-CoA carboxylase, putative
Exons: 18
Coding region: 1-7365 (2454 amino acids)
Biological process (GO): fatty acid biosynthetic process
Molecular function (GO): acetyl-CoA carboxylase activity; ATP binding; metal ion binding
Source: RefSeq, a predicted model, not a curated record